AGAGACGUCGACGUGAGACCAGCCAGCAGCCUUUAAUAUUCACUUGAAUGUUAACACAGCUAGCGUGAUGAUGCUAAGCUAGCUGUCAGCCAAGGCAUCCAACGGGUUUUGCUGCCGAGUUUUAGCUACCGGAUGCUCCCGGUCGUCUCCUCCCGGCCGUCUUGACAUUCCCCCUUCAACAUUCCUGGACGAAUUCGUGUCGACUGACCAGAGUCCGCGAAUUCAGGUCCACUCCUGAUCUAAUCUUUUUCCCCCUUCUUCCAAGCUAGCGUGACUUAGCUCGCCGGCUAACGAGAGUGAACCCCCCCCCCUUUUUUGGAGAGCUCCACUUGAGGACCACACCCAGACAAAGAUGUCCCUUCAUCAGUUUCUGCUGGAGCCCAUCACCUGCCACGCGUGGAACCGCGACAGGACACAAAUUGCCAUCAGUCCUAACAACCAUGAAGUUCAUAUUUACAAGAAGAGUGGCAACCAGUGGGUGAAGACCCAUGAGCUGAAGGAGCACAAUGGACACAUAACAGGUAUUGACUGGGCUCCCAAAAGUGACCGUAUAGUGACAUGUGGAGCAGACCGUAAUGCCUAUGUGUGGUCCCAGAAGGAGGGCGUAUGGAAGCCCACACUGGUCAUCCUCAGGAUCAACCGAGCCGCCACCUUCGUCAAGUGGUCUCCGCUGGAGAACAAGUUUGCAGUCGGCAGCGGAGCUCGACUCAUCUCUGUCUGCUACUUUGAAUCUGAGAAUGACUGGUGGGUGAGCAAGCACAUCAAGAAACCAAUCCGCUCCACCAUCCUCAGCCUGGACUGGCAUCCCAACAACGUCCUGCUGGCUGCUGGAUCCUGCGACUUCAAAUGCAGGGUGUUCUCAGCCUACAUUAAGGAAGUGGAAGAGAAACCAGGCCCCACACCCUGGGGCAGCAAGAUGCCAUUUGGGGCUGUGCUAGCAGAAUUUGGAGGAGCAGGAGGAGGGGGUUGGGUCCACUCAGUCUCUUUCUCUGCCUCUGGUAACCGUCUGGCCUGGGUCAGCCAUGACAGCACUGUUACUGUGGUGGACAGCUCCAAGACUGCCAGUCCUUCGCAGCUGAAGACGGAGUUCCUUCCUCUCAUCAGUGUCAUUUUUGUGUCAGAGAACAGUCUAGUAGCUGCGGGCCACGACUGUUGCCCCAUGCUGUUCCGUUGCGACGACGGUGGGACGCUGACAUUUGUGUCUAAGCUCGACCUCCCCAAGCAGAGUAUCCAGAGGAACAUCUCUGCCAUGGAGCGCUUCAGGAACAUGGACAAGAGAGCCACCACAGAGGACCGCAACACUGCCCUGGACACACUGCACCAGAACAGCAUCACCCAAGUGUCUAUCUAUGAGGGAGACAAAAGGGAUUGUCGCAAGUUCUGCACCACAGGCAUCGAUGGAGCAAUGACUAUUUGGGACUUUAAGAGUCUAGAAGCUUCUAUCCAGGGUCUCCGCAUCAUGUGAAGAAAUCUUGUGAAUGAAUGAAGAGACGCUGCGGCCUCACUUCUGCCCCCUUGCCCACCCCCACCUCAGUCCUCACCCUUCCUCCUCCCCCUCAUCCCCCUCAUC
Molecule: messenger RNA, 1570 nt
Organism: Scomber japonicus (chub mackerel)
Lineage: Eukaryota; Metazoa; Chordata; Actinopteri; Scombriformes; Scombridae
Gene: arpc1a
Product: actin related protein 2/3 complex, subunit 1A
Exons: 11
Coding region: 353-1465 (370 amino acids)
Biological process (GO): Arp2/3 complex-mediated actin nucleation
Cellular component (GO): actin cytoskeleton; Arp2/3 protein complex
Molecular function (GO): actin filament binding
Source: RefSeq, a predicted model, not a curated record